AAACUCCAAAAGACGCCCUUUACUUCGUUUCUACUUCUCGCCGGCAACCAGUAUUUAAUCCGUUUCUCUUUUUUUUUUUAUAUUUCACUCUCCGUCCAAACCCGUCCAUCCGUUUCUCCUUCCUCGCUAGCCUAAGCCUGCUCGGCUGCUCCAGAGCCAUCUCCGAUCCAAGAUCUCCUCCGCCUCCCAUGGCCUCCACCCUCAUCAUCGUCGUCGUCUUCAUCUUCGAUCUCAUCGCCUUCGCCCUCGCCGUCGCCGCCGAGCAGCGCCGCAGCACGGCGACGUUGAUGACGGACUCGAAGAAGGAGUACACGUACUGCGUGUACGAUUCGGACAUCGCGACGGGGUACGGGAUCGGGUCGCUGAUCCUGCUGCUGGCGAGCCAGAUCGUGAUCAUGGCCGCCAGCAAGUGCUUCUGCUGCGGCCGGUCACUGCGCCCCGGCGGCGCUCGUUCCUGUGCCAUCAUCCUCUUCCUCCUCUCCUGGUUGACGUUUGUAAUAGCGGAGGCGUGCUUGCUGGCGGGAUCGGUCCGAAACGCGUACCACACCCGAUACAGGACGCUGUUUCGUGACGGCCCGCCGUCGUGCGAGAUGCUGAGGAAGGGCGUGUUCGGCGCCGGCGCCGCCUUCGUUUUCUUCACCGCCAUCCUUACAGAGUUCUACUACGUGUCUUAUUCCAAGGCCCAGAACACCGGCACGGCGCCCUACGCCAAGGAAUCCUCCAUUGGCAUGAGCCCCUACACUUAAUUAGACCGAUCUCCCUACGUCUACUGUUUCUUGCUCUCUGUAGUUGCUGUGUAUUCGCUGUCUUCUUUUGGAUUGUGGCAUUGGUUUGUUGGUAUACACAUCAUAUUCUUGAUUGUGGUCAUUUUGUUUGCUUUUUUGUUAUAAGAUGUGAAUUAUGUGUGCGGCAUGCAUAGGUUAAUGAUCUAUAUAUAUUUCUCUACAUGUAUUUACCUUCUAAAUUCUGUGUCAACUUUGAAAGGUUUUAUUUUUGUAUGAUA
Messenger RNA from Phoenix dactylifera (date palm), 1003 nucleotides. RefSeq lists its product as uncharacterized. NCBI's taxonomy places the organism in Eukaryota, Viridiplantae, Streptophyta, Magnoliopsida, Arecales, Arecaceae. The record is from RefSeq and is a predicted model, not a curated record.